This is a messenger RNA of Penicillium verhagenii, 390 nucleotides long. RefSeq names its product SCP2 sterol-binding domain-containing protein. Bases 1 to 390 code for a protein of 129 amino acids. The record is from RefSeq and is a predicted model, not a curated record. The transcript is spliced from 3 exons. Gene Ontology annotation, cellular component: cytosol. NCBI's taxonomy places the organism in Eukaryota, Fungi, Ascomycota, Eurotiomycetes, Eurotiales, Aspergillaceae.
AUGUCUCUCAAGAAAGAUUCCCACCCGUCCUCUGCCGCGUUUGACGCGAUCAACGAGACCCUACAGAGCGAUGAGGCCGGUCGCAAGGAGGCCAUUAACGGAGCCAAGGCUAUCGUCGCCUUCAACAUCAAGAACAAAGAUGGCAAGGAAGAGAGCUGGCACCUCGAUCUGAAGAACAAGGGCGAGGUUGGCCACGGCCUCGCUCCUGCGGGCGGCAAAGCUGACGUCACCCUUUCCCUUUCCGAUGCCGACUUUGCCUCCCUGGUCUCCGGCAAGGCCAACGCUCAGCGUCUGUUCAUGGGUGGCAAGCUCAAGAUCAAGGGCAAUAUUAUGAAGGCUACGAAGAUGGAGCCCGUCCUCAAAAAGGCCCAGGCUAAGGCCAAGCUGUAA